Molecule: messenger RNA, 605 nt
Organism: Monodelphis domestica (gray short-tailed opossum)
Lineage: Eukaryota; Metazoa; Chordata; Mammalia; Didelphimorphia; Didelphidae
Source: RefSeq, a predicted model, not a curated record
CAUUUUCUGUCUAUUCUCUGCGCAGCGCCACUGUCCAAACCUACCAUUGUCACCUCCAACAUUACUGCAGUGGAGACCAAGGACUUCUCAUUGACAUGCCAGGCUACAGGUCAAAUUCACACUUACCAGUGGUUCAUAAACAGAGUUGCCCCAGCUGGUAGCAUGAUACAGCUGUCGCCAGAUAAGAGGACACUCACUCUCAGCAGGCUCACAAGAAGAGAUAACAAAGGGCCAUAUGAGUGUGAAAUCCGGAAUCCAUUUUAUAGCAAUAGGAGUGAUCCAUUUACACUGGAUGUUGCCUAUGGCCCAGAUAUUGCCACAAUUGACCAUAUAAGCGAUCAGUUCGCAACGGGGAUAAAUGUUACCUUGAGCUGUGUUGCUGAUUCUAACCCACCAGCACAAUUCACUUGGUUACAGAAUGGAAAAUCUGUCAACAACUCAGCCUCAUUUUCUAUUAUUACAUCCCUGAAUCAUAUCGGAAACUAUACCUGUAUUGCAACUAACUCAUUUACUGGCUUGACGCGCACUGCAAACAAGACUCUUAUGAUCUAUGGUGAGUAGCUUGAUUGGGCCCCCAACUUUGUGUUGGGCUCUCUCUUUCCCUG